CCACCGACGCCAUAAGGUCUGCGAAUUUCACUCCAAAGCCUCCACCGUCGUCACCGCCGGUUUGACUCAGAGGUUCUGUCAGCAAUGCAGCAGGUUUCAUGUGCUGACGGAGUUUGACAACGGAAAACGGAGUUGCCGGAAAAGAUUGGCGGAUCACAACCGUCGACGGCGGAAGACGACUCAGCAAUCCAAUCAAGGAAGCCCCAAUUCGCAGCCUUUUGAAACUACUUCUCCAACUGAUGCUGCUGCAAGGUCAACGGUGGACUCGACAAGUCAAUCAUCGUGGUCGGUAACGAUGGCAAUGUCUCCACCACAAAUGUCACUGGACCGCCUUAACCAACGAUCAUAUUAGGCAACGACUUCAUUAGUUUCAAACUUUCUAUCAUUCUCAAGGUUUUGGAUGACUAUGACGAACACGUAAGAGAAAGAGUAGGAAUAACAAAGAGAAUAAUGAUUUGGGUUGGUCGUAGCUAGCUAUUAACCUUCUAUAAUUUAGUUUUUAACAACAUUCUCAGCUUUGUAAUAUGAAUUGUGGAUUUAGUAGUAGUAUUUCAUUGGUUCCAA
Messenger RNA from Momordica charantia (bitter melon), 564 nucleotides. It is a transcript of the gene SPL8, whose product is annotated as squamosa promoter binding protein-like 8. Lineage: Eukaryota; Viridiplantae; Streptophyta; Magnoliopsida; Cucurbitales; Cucurbitaceae. Gene Ontology annotation, molecular function: DNA binding. The record is from RefSeq and is a predicted model, not a curated record. Gene Ontology annotation, cellular component: nucleus.